GACAGGAAAGCCAAGUUUAGAAGCAAAUUUUCAUCAGCUCAGUUUCGAAAGUGGAAAGGAUUUUUCUUGCUCGGUGUUUAGAUUAGUGUUGUAUAGCUGCACCGUGUUAAGCUCGUCGAAAUCAUGAUUCACAAUCGGCGGAUGUCCUAGUUAAUGCUGGUUCGUUUGUUGUGCAGUGUGUUUUACGAAACAGUAAACAAAGGAUUUCCUGCGCUAGCCAAUGCCUACUGGUGGCAGUCCAGAUCAGCAGCAUCUUGCCUGAAUAAAGCCAGCUCCACAGUGUCAACUAACUGGAGCAAUAUCUAUCCCAUAUAAGGGUAUACGCACGCGAGGCUGAAGGACAACGACACAGCACAGCAAAAUGCCUCCGUAUCGCUAUCCCACAAACAACUUUACGUACGUCAGUUCCUGCGUAAAGUACAUGAUAUUUCUGCUCAACUUCAUAUUCUGGCUAUUUGGUGGAUUGCUGAUCGGUAUCGGAUUUUACGCGUUCGUUGACAAAUGGCAGGCGACGGGAUUGAUAAAGUUGGAAACGUUCUACGACAUCGUACUGAACCUGUCGCUGGUAAUGAUCAUCGCAGGAGGCAUCGUGUUUGUGGUUAGUCUUGCUGGUUGUCUCGGUGCGCUACGCGAAAACACCUGCCUACUGAAGUUCUACUCGCUCUGUCUGCUGAUCUUUUUCCUUUGCGAAAUGGCCAUUGCCAUUUCGGCGUUCGUGUUUCCGCAUAAGGUAAACGCGGUGCUAGAGGAAUCGUUUACGGACAAAAUCAUCACCACCUAUCGGGACGAUCCAGACCUGCAGAAUCUCAUCGACUUUGCUCAGCAAGAGUUCCAUUGCUGUGGGCUUAGCAACGAAGGCUACCUGGACUGGGGCAAGAACGAGUACUUCAACUGCUCAUCACCGAGCGUGGAAAAGUGCGGCGUACCGUACAGCUGCUGCAUCAACGCGACGGACAUUUCCUCCGGACUGGUCAACAUCAUGUGCGGCUACCACAUCCAGCAACAGUCGGUGGCCGCGGCUAGUAAAAAGAUCUGGACCAAUGGUUGCAUCGAAAUAGUGCGCGUUUGGGCCGAGCGGAACCUUUACGUGAUUGCGGGCAUAGCGCUCGGGGCCGCCAUCAGCCAGCUGUUCAUCAUCUAUCUGGCCAAAACGCUCGAAGGACAGAUAGACCUGCAGAAAAGUAGCUGGUCAUAGUGAAUUUACGUAGGGUGGGGAGGUGGUGGUCGACCAGUAUGAUCAGCGCGAACGCAGCAACAACGGGCGGGAAGGCCAGAAAAUCAGAAAACAGAACAAAAAUUGCGAAGCACAAUAGCGUGUUUUGUCGUACAGAUCUGCGCGCUUUGAUCGAGACAGCACACAUACACACAUACACACAUUAUUUCCUCAUUCAUCGUUCGCAGCAUUCCAGCAUAAACCGCAGAGCGGUGGUAGCAAUGUGCCACCACCGCACUCUGCAUUGCGCUAAAGAUGUGUCCGCUUUCCAUUUCCUCCUACCCUACCUGGACUGACGCACCCACAAGCUCGAGAGAUCGCCUGUGGUUCAUAGUUUGCGCAAAACUCAGCGCUUUGGUUAAGCAAUUAACUUGACACAUAAAGACAAGAGCGGUGAACUUCAGUGUUGUGUGAAGAAACAUAUUAGCUAAUUCAUUUUUUUUAACAACCGAUGCUCUUUUGUUUGUGAAAUUUAUAGAAGAAUCGAUUCCAACUUUAAUCAGUAGACGACUACAAUCACUUCCUUUCUUUUAAGUUAAGCAUCUGAUUCGUGCUCGCGGUUUCUGAGUGUUCAUAUCAUUUCAACCCCAUCCGCAUCACUCACUAGUUUCUAAAUGUUCAUUUUACCGGCGAAUAGGAUGUAGUGUUGUAGCGGUGCAAGAGAU
Molecule: messenger RNA, 1878 nt
Organism: Anopheles moucheti
Lineage: Eukaryota; Metazoa; Arthropoda; Insecta; Diptera; Culicidae
Product: tetraspanin-33-like
Exons: 1
Coding region: 362-1195 (277 amino acids)
Biological process (GO): protein localization to plasma membrane; protein maturation
Cellular component (GO): membrane
Source: RefSeq, a predicted model, not a curated record